Encephalitozoon romaleae SJ-2008 is the source of this 1761-nucleotide messenger RNA. Its product is annotated as endochitinase. Bases 1 to 1761 code for a protein of 586 amino acids. Gene Ontology annotation, molecular function: chitinase activity. NCBI's taxonomy places the organism in Eukaryota, Fungi, Microsporidia, Unikaryonidae. The transcript has a single exon. Gene Ontology annotation, biological process: cell wall macromolecule catabolic process; chitin catabolic process. The record is from RefSeq and is a predicted model, not a curated record.
AUGCUGGUCUUCUUUUUAGGCCUAACAUUUGCAAAGAACGCCUGCGUUUCUGGGUCUGCAGAAUGUGUUGCAAACACCCUGAGGGUGUGCGGAAUAAAGAAUCAAUGGAUAUAUGUUGAUUGCCCUACUGGUACAGAGUGUGCCGUUAAAGGUAACGAAAUAGCCUGUGUCCCCCGCACCAACAAAGGGGAAUCGGAGGCUCGUGACAAGACCAAAUCUAAAAAGAAAGAUGAGUCUUCAAAUUCCUUGGAUCCUGAGGAAAAGCAGGAUUCCAAAGAUGAUCAAGAUGAAGAUAAUAAAGACAAUAAAAAGCCAGAAGAGGACAGAUUUGAUGAGGACGAUGAAGGGGAAAGAAAGAAGAACCACGGGAAGAUGGAGAAUGGAGAAAUUGGAGAGAAGAGAAGCCCAAAGAAUGAGAUUGGGAAGAGUAAGCGCCAAAGCUUAGGAGAAAAGAAUGAAUCUAAGGAACGAAAAGAAAAUAAAAAGAAGGAGCCAAAGACUGUAACAAAAACAAUCAGCACUUCAAGAAAAGAUAGCACUACUACUGUUACUGUAACAAAAAUAGUUAUUCAAAAGCAGCAGCCAACUGAGAUAAAGUUAGAAUAUACAUCAAGUGAUAUUGAAUCAAAGGUGAAGCCGAUAGGGUCCUUACCACCUUCUCAAUCGCAAGCACCCCAAGACCCAGGUAAAGGAGCCUCGAUAUCUAAUCACUCUGCUUCUCCUUCCACCCAAGGUGGUACAGGAGGAGGCAAUUCGCCAGGGAAGUCAACUUCUAAUUCAUCGUCUCCUCCAUCUUCUAUUCCCCCUGGUCCUGUUGGAUCGUCAGGAAACCAAUCUUCGCCGGCUUCCUCUUCUUUAGCAGGUACAAAGCCUACAUCUACUCCUUCACUUCCAAGUAACCCAAGUAGCACACAGAAAUCAGCAGAUCAAGGAAAACCCCAAGGAUCUGGAGGUAUGACUAAUAAGAGUGGGAAAACGUCUCAGAAGCCUUCCUCUGGAGCUGGAGGAGGUAAUUCUAGUGGGAAGCAAGACGGAGGAGGGAAUGGACCUACGUCUCCACAGGGGGGAGCCCAGGCCGGAAAAGAUUCUGGGGCUUCUGAAGGUAAGAAGCCACCAGGUAGCUCCUCUGGAAGUUCCAAGCCUUCUUCCGGAACUGGGGAUUCAAAAGGAGGAGGAGUGAGUAUCUCAUCUGAUCAGCUGACCCAAGCAAUGACGAAGCUGGGAUAUUCGCCAAAACCUGAGUACAUCGACGCAAUUGUCUCUAGAGUAAAUGAAAAAUUCAAUGACAUGAAUGAAGCGGCAAUGUUUAUAGCUCAGUGUGCUCAUGAAUCUGGAGGAUAUCAAUAUAUCGAGGAGAUAGCAUGUGCCGGAGGGACAGGAUGUGCUGGGCAAUAUGGAAGUGGAGCUCCUGGAAAAUCCUACCAUGGACGAGGAUUUAUACAGCUCUCAUGGCCUGACAAUUACAAGGCCGCAGGAGAAGCCUUGGGCCUAGGAGACGAGCUUUACAACAAUCCAGAGAAGGUUGCUGAAGAUCCAAAUCUUGGAGCGGAUGUAUCGAUAUAUUACUGGGAAUCAAAGGUUGCAAAUGCCCCAGGAGUCAAAGAGAACCAUUUUGGAGCCACUACAAAAGCAAUUAAUGGAGCACUGGAAUGUACAGGUUCUAAUGUUGAUAAGAGUAAGAAAAGGUAUGAGAUAUAUACAGCUCUUGUGGAGGCAUUUGGAAUCAGUAACCCUGCAGAUGAAAGUGGGUGUUAUAGCUAA